UCUGUGUAUUCAUAUGUGUGUUGGAAGCAAAUUUUGUUAAGUGUCAUGCAUUAUAUUACAAUAUUUGCAUUAUUUAGUAUUGCAUUUUGCGUAAAUGCAGCUAAUAUUAAAGAUGUUCUUAAAAGUGAUAAUAAACUUUCUUUUGCAUCAAAACCUCGUUUUAAAAUAACAACUUCUUCACCGUCGAGAAUUAAGUUAUCAGAAACUCCUGAAUGUACGGAUGACAUCAGACAUCUAUGUCCUACCAGUAUUUUAAAUAAUAAUUUUGCUGUUCUUGACUGUCUGCAGAAUGAUAAGCAACGAGAGGAUGCAAAUUUAUCUCCACAGUGCCAUCAUUUGAUCUGGACUUUUAAAAGGAACCUCACUGUUGACAAUAGAUUUGUUACAACUGCCAAACAUAUGUGCAAGAAGUUUUUAGAAACUCAAAAAGAGUGUGUUCCUUUAGAAAAUGAAAGAGGUCAGAUGCUUUCUUGUCUCAUGGAUUUUGCAGAAAAUGCUACCGAACCAGAAUGUAGAUCAUUUUUAAAGAAAAUGGAAGCCAUAAUAUUUAGUGAUUAUCGUUUAAUUUAUAAAUUUACGGAAGAAUGUAGGUCAGAUAUUGAUCAGUUUCAAUGUGGACGAUUGGAUAUGGAUUCUGAGGAUCCUCAUUCUCAAGGAGAAACUAUCGAGUGUCUGUCAAAGCAGACUGAAAAGUUAACUCCUCAAUGUCGUCAUGAGAUUCUUCGUAUAGCCGAGCUUCAAGGCGAUGACUUCCAUUUAGAUAGACCUUUAUUUUUUGCCUGUCGAGAAGAUAGGGAAAGGUUUUGUGAGAAAAUUGAAGCAGGGGAAGGACGAGUUUAUAGAUGUUUAAUGAGACAUAAAAUGGAAAGAGAUAUGAGCCAAGAGUGCCGUGAAAAGCUAUUUCAAAGAGAAAGGCUGGUGGUUCAUGAUUAUAAAAUAAACCGGGGUCUUGCUAAAGCUUGUAGGGAAAAUAUUAAAAUCUAUCAUUGUAGAGAUCAAACUUCCGAUAGAAGAGAAAUUCGAUUAGCACAAAUAUUACUUUGUUUAGAAAAUGCUUUGCACAAAGGUUAUCCUGUUGCUGGUGAAUGCCAAGCUGAAAUGCUAGAACAUCGACAGACCCUCAUGGAAAAUUAUCAGCUCACUCCAGAGUUAGCAGCUGCCUGUGAGAAAGAUGUGCAGCACUUUUGUGGAAGAAGAUUAGAAUUAGGAGGAAAGACAUUGCAUUGUCUAAUGGAUCAUGCCAAACCUUCUCGUCUUGAUGGAGGCCGCAUUUCUGAUUCAUGUCGUCGAGAGUUGGAAUCCUUGCUGAAACAGAGUGAUGUUGGUGAAGAUUGGAGAGUUGAUCCAGUUUUACAAGAAGCUUGCCAACCUGUAGUUGAUGCAGUUUGUUCCCGAGAGAAGCCUGGUGAAGGAAGAGUUAUGUCUUGUUUGAUGAAACACUUUGAUUCAAAUCAUAUGACUGAAGACUGCAAAGAAAAAUUGCUUCAAAUUCAAUAUUUUGUUGCCAGAGAUUUCAAAUUAGAUCCUGUAUUGUACAAACGCUGUCGUAAAGAAGCUGAAACUUAUUGCCAUGCCAAAAAAGAAUGGUAUGACAAGCCUUCCAGAAUGGAUCCUGAGAGGGGCCCUAUAGUCUUACCUUGUCUAUAUCGAUAUGCUUAUCAUCCUGAUAAAAAUGUUCAGUUAUCAAGAGAAUGCUUGUAUGAAGUGAGACGGGUCAUGCGACAACGUGCUGUUAGUGUAGAUCUCCUUCCUGAAAUUGAAGAACCUUGCUUAUUAGAUCUUACAAAAUUUUGUAAUGAAAAUGUUGAAAAGGGUGAGGAAAUGGUGUGUCUUCAAAAGAAUUUAAAAGAUCUGUCCCCAGAAUGUCAGAAAGCAGUUUCAAAUUUUACUGAAGAAGAAUCGGAACAUCUGGAAUUGAAUUAUCCUCUUUUCUUCUCUUGCAGUACUAUUUUGCAUAAGCAUUGCAAUGAUCUAUUGGCUAAAGAUGUGGACCAAGGGGAUUUAAUCCAGUGUUUGAUCCUUCAUAAGAAUGAACCAGAGAUGAAAAUGAAUCCUAAAUGCAGAAUUUCUGUAGAACAUUUCCAAUUGAUAUCCUUAAAAAAUUAUAAAUUUAGUUACAAAUUUAAAGAAGCUUGCAAAAAGGAUGUCCUGCAUUUAUGUAAAAAUGUCAAAACAAAGCCAGAAGUUAUUAGUUGUUUGAGUGGAAUAGUAACAAAUGAUACUGUUUUUGAAAAGACUCAUAGAGUAUCUAGAGAGUGUAGACAGCAAUUGAAAUUUGAACUGUUUGAAAGAGAAGAAAACAUUAAACUUGACCCAGUAUUAAAUUCUGCUUGUGCUGAUGAUCAAAAGAAAUUUUGCUUCAAUGUUAGACAUGAAGAAGCUCAAGUAAGUAUGUUAGAAUGUCUCAAAAAUCACCAGAAGGAUUUGUCAUCAUCAUGCCAUAAAAUUAUUUUUAAUCGAGAGAAAGAAGAAAUGAUUGACAAUUCUAUAGAUUAUGCUCUGAUAUCUACAUGCAAACCGAUGAUAAAGAAGUUUUGUUCCGACACAGAAAUGACACAAAUUUUGGAAUGCUUGAAAGAAAAACGUGAUGAUAACGGAAUGGAGCGAACUUGUAGAAAGAUCAUUCUUAAAAGGAUGGUGGAACAACAUUCUGAUUACAGACUCAAUCCAAGACUGAAACAGGCUUGUAUUAGAGACAUCCCUAAAUUUUGCUCUUCAGUUAUUGCUGAAAAUAAAGAUGCAACAGAAUUUGAAGGAAAGGUAACUGGUUGUUUAAAACAGCAAUAUCGCAAAAAUAAGAGACUUUCUCGGUUAUGUGAAAAUGAAAUUGUGCGCUUAAUGCGAGAUGUUGCCCAAGAUUAUAAUUUAGAUCCACAGCUGGUACAUGCUUGUUCCACAGAGGUUCAGCAGAAAUGCGCUGAUGAACCAAAUAUUGAAGAAUGUUUGAAAAUAAAGUUUCAGAAAAAGGAACUGGAAAAUAGUGACUGCCGUAGAGAAGUGGCACGGCUAAUAUUUGAAGGAAAAGCUGAUAUACAGUCUGAUCCUCUACUUUAUAGAAUAUGUGUGACUGACAUAAAACAUUUUUGUAGUGACAUUCCAGCUGGUCACGGAAGACAGCUGUCAUGUCUUUUAACAAUUUUGGAAGGAGAUACACCAUCUGCAUCUUUAUCAGAAGAAUGUCGAACAAUGCUAUCUAAACGAGUAGAAAUGUUUGAAUAUGCUGCACAAGUUGCUCCUGCUGAAACUGUAGAGGAGCUUAUUCGCCAAGUUGCUAAUUCCCCAUCAAGGAAUUACUUCAUUGUGGUUAUUUUAGGCUGCCUCACUGGCAUUUUUAUUGGUGGCCUCUUCUGUGGAAGAGUAACGAAAAGAGUGCCCAUAUCCAUGAAAAAUAAAUGAAUUAUAUGAACUAGAUGAAUUUUUUAAAAAUGAAAACACCUUUUCAAAAUGGUAUUGUACAGCAUAAUACUGUGUGGAAGUCCUAGUUAAAAUUUUAUGUAUUUUUCAAUUUUAUUUUUAAACAAAAUAUUAUUAAAGUCAACAAAACAGCUUUCGUGAAAAAGUGCAACCAAACCAUUGAACUGCCAUGAAUGAUUUUUGUAAAUACGUUAACUCAUGUAUAUAUUGGAAAGAAUAUGUGUUAUGCGCUUGUGCAAUUAUGUUUUGGACACUAAGGAUAAAUAGCUUAAGUUCUAUUGUUAAUUCUCCUGUCUACUACCAAAGAGGUGUUAUUUCUCUCUCUUUGUUUUCAAAUUAGAUGUUGUAGAUAUUAUUUCAAUCUGAAAGGCUUUGAUCUUUAGAAAUAAGUUUCUUUUAAGCUGACAUUUUGUAAGUUCAGUCAAUAAAUUUGAUAGAGUAGCUUUCUUAUUCAAAAGACAUUAAAAAGUGUCAAUUGUUAGUUAUGUCAUGUUCACAAUCGCCAACUCAUUUUCCAACAUUUAUAUCUUUUUUAAUAGAUAUAUUAUUUAGAUAAUCAUCUUAAAAUUCAUUUAUUCCCUUUACUUAAAAGUGACUAAGACUGCUACAUAAAUUUACAAACUUUCAAUUGAAUAUUUAUUUUCUAUUGCUGCUUAUUUUCUAUUUAAUUUUUAAGCAAUACUUAUUUAUGAGACUGAAU
Molecule: messenger RNA, 4114 nt
Organism: Argiope bruennichi
Lineage: Eukaryota; Metazoa; Arthropoda; Arachnida; Araneae; Araneidae
Gene: Glg1
Product: Golgi apparatus protein 1-like
Exons: 23
Coding region: 46-3396 (1116 amino acids)
Cellular component (GO): Golgi membrane
Molecular function (GO): fibroblast growth factor binding
Source: RefSeq, a predicted model, not a curated record